Messenger RNA from Musca domestica (house fly), 6115 nucleotides. RefSeq lists its product as uncharacterized. The record is from RefSeq and is a predicted model, not a curated record. The coding region runs from base 1256 to 1861 and encodes 201 amino acids. Gene Ontology annotation, biological process: mesoderm morphogenesis. The transcript has 5 exons. Gene Ontology annotation, molecular function: growth factor activity; heparin binding. Gene Ontology annotation, cellular component: extracellular region. NCBI's taxonomy places the organism in Eukaryota, Metazoa, Arthropoda, Insecta, Diptera, Muscidae.
CAAUUCAGUUCAUCUCGAACGUGUGCCGUGUAAAGUUUGUUAAUUAAAAGCACCUUGAAAACGCAUAAAGUUCAAGAUUCAGGAAAAAACAAAUCCCAUCUGAAAAAAGAUAAGAAAUAAUUUGAAAACAAAAAAAAAAAAAAAAAUAGAAAAGCUAUAAAUGAUAUCAAGAAGAAAUAAUUGAAUUCAAAACACAAAAAUUUUGCAUUUAUCAUCCAUUUAAAUAAUUGAAAUUGAAUUCUGUGCAAGUGUUGAAUUGUAGCGAAAUUGAUUUGCUGGAAUUGCUUAAGUUCUUCAUGUCAUUGUGAGUGAAAUUGUAUGCUUUAAAUCAUAUUUUUGUAUAUUCGCCAUACAUACAUAAACGAAUAGAAAAAAAACGAAAACGAAAACGACCGCACACAGCAUCCCAGAAAGAAAAGUGUGUAGACCACUUCUAAAUCUGUGUCUGUGUUUUUCAACGCCAUUGCUGCUGCCCUCUAGUGUAUCUUGGUGUGUGUGUGUGUGUGCAUUCAAGUUGUUAUAACUUUGGCUCGUUUGUUCGACGUGUAUAGAAGAAAAUUGAGUGUUUGUGAGUGUAUGUGUGGGUGCCGUCCGUCGUCAGUUUCGUCGGUGUUCUUACUUCAGUGAUUCUAACGUGUGACGUGGUCGCAUCACAACUAACAAAGACCGGGGGUGUAUUUUCUCUGUGACAAAGUGGUGUCUUUUCUUUAUUCACGGGUUAGUUUUGUUUCCAUAACCAAACCCCCCACACCCACGAAAGUCAAACCCAGAGUGACAUCUGAUGUAUCGCAAAUAUCCACGUUAUCAAAAAAUUAAUAUUUACCCAGUGUCCCAGCUGUAUUAAACAGAGAGAAAGAGUUGAAAAGAAAAGCAAAAGAAGAGAAGAACAACAACAUCAUUCCAUUAGACAUUUUUUUCUGAGGAUAUCCACGGAUUGUUGUCUGUGUUAAGAAGAAGGAAAUUGAAUAGCCAUAAAGAGAACUUUGUUGAGAAGCUGUCAAAAGGACUCAAGGGCUAAGCAGCACCAAAACCAUCACCACCGCUAUUUGAACCAUUUCCAUUGAAAUCUGCACCAGUUCAUCAGCAUCACGAACAGUCGCCCUAAAUCGUCAUCGUCAUCGUUUGCAAUUUCCAUUCAUCGUCGUCGGCGUUGUCGCAUCUCUUCACAGUCGGUCGAGCACAACGAAGUGUAGUCUGAGCACAGAACCGAACCGAACCGAACUAACACAGCAAAAACCCAACAAAAACAGAAAAAAUGAAACAUUACCGCCACCAUAAUCAAGUUGUCUCAUCAUCAUCGUCGUCGUCGUCGUCGUUGGUGUGCACAAUAAUGGCGGUGGCAUUGGCCUCCUUGUCAAUGCUGCCACAUUUGGCGUGUGCCACAACAGAAGUCCAAGAGACACCACUGGCUCUGCCAGUUGGCGAACAGACACAGCCGACAACAGCAUCGCAGGGUGAAAUCUGGGAGGAAGAUGAUCACGAGAUAUUAAUACGCAAUGAACGUGGCACAAAGAACGAUGGACUUUCCUGUCGGUAUGGCAAGAAUCCAUGGACUGAAUGUGACACAAAGACUAAUACACGCUCAAGAACGCUGACAUUGAAGAAGGGCGAUCCAGCCUGUGAUCAAACACGAACUAUCCAAAAGAAGUGCAAGAAAGCUUGCCGCUAUGAAAAAGGCUCCUGGUCCGAAUGUGCCACCGGUCAAAUGACACGCGCCGACAAAUUAAAAGCAACAAGCGAUCCAUCGUGCGAAGCAACACGCGUCAUCAAGAAGAACUGCAAACCUGGCAAAUCCAAGGAUAAGACUGCCAAGGAACAACGUAAAAACAAAGAUAAAGGUGCCCGCAAAGGACGUGCCUAAUUUCCUUUCUCAAGUCUCAACUUCCAACAAGAAGACUCCCAGCGACAUUUAUCUCUAACAAACACCUAUGAGAGCGCAAGUAAAUCGAAUCGAAACCAAAUUGAAUAACAAAACAAAACAAAAAAACAUACUUAAACUUUAAAAUAUAAGUCUACAAUUAUUACAAAACAAAAUAAAAAGUAAAGAAUGAAUGAAUGAAACCAACCAACCAUCCCCUCCCCUUAAGAGACAACUACCAGUAAAACAAAAAUACAAAAGAAAAAACAAUUUAUUAAUUAAAUUUAAGCAAAGAAUAUUAAGACGAAAUGGAUAACCUUCAAUAUACUUCCUCCUUCCCCCUCCACAUUGAAAUUAAAUACAAGAAGAAGAAUUUUAAAUCGACAAAACAAAACAAAAAGUAAAGAAAGAAAUAAAUAAAAUAGUUGGAUGUAAUAAAUACCCGAUGAAAACUGAGAAGAUAUACCAAAGGAAAACACGGAAAUUGAUGAAACAUAAAAAAAAACACUGCAAGUUAAUUUCCCCCAUUUUAAAGUCCAGCGAAGAAAUUAAAAGAUAUUUUAAAAUUUUUAGUUUUUAUUUAAAACCAAAACAACAACAUAUAACAUUAAACUUUACCUUAACAACAUAAAAUAUAUGUAUUUUUAAACUCAAAAUAUAAAACAAAGAAAGAGAACAACAUUUAUUUUUAAAAAAAUUAAUUGUUGUCUUAGGGCCGGCUUCUGUAUGGCACGCGAAGGUGAAUGAAAAAAAAUAUAAUUUUAAAAAUUUUUCAAAUUUUAGAUUAAUUUGAAAAACAAAUUUCGGAUGGUGAAAAAAAAUAUAAUUUUAAAGAUUUUUCAAAUUUAACAUAUAUUAUGAAAAACAAGUUUGGUAUGGUUUUCCCUUUUGUCCUCAUUUUUGGUAUUGCCAUACAAAAUUGGGCCCUAAGACAAUAUAUUUUAAAAAAUUCCCUGCUAUGUAAUUUAUGAGUAAAACAACACUCUUCAAUUUAAAAACAUUCACUACAUCAGAGAUUGAAUUGCCAAUUAACUUCUAAAUGUUUCUUGAAUGAGACUAUUGACAAUCUUUUCAAUUUUUUUAAUAUGCAAUAUUUCAUCCGCAACAAAUUCAAUAACUAAUCAAUGGGUAUUUUUGUUAUGAUCUCCAUAAAAAAGAAGUUACCCUUCGAUAUGCCAGGAGAUAAGUUCUGGAAAUACAAACAAAAUACUAAUAAAUUUGUAAAUCGAGAAGCAUUUUUGUUCAAAUCCCCUAAAUGCAACUUCGAAGAGUGUCCAACAAGUUUUUUUUUUCAGAGACAUAAACUUACCCUUUAUGAAAAGUAAUUUCAAACCGUAAAUCAUAAUCUCUCUCUCUCUCUCUCGUAUAAAACAAGGCCUGGCAGAGAGUCGCUCGCUUGUGUUCUCCCACUGUUGUUACUCUCUCAUUACUUUUCUUUAAUGCUUCUGAUUGUGUGAGUGGAGAGUAUUGCGCUCACGCAUUUGAUUAGCUCUAGUAAAGCAAAUCAAUUGAUGAGCUGUUCGUAUGCAAAUGUGUGAAAAGUUUGUCCCUUAUCUUUAACAUUGGGUCAUGUACGCAGUAGGUGGUAGGUAACUAAUCCUGAAGGUCCUAGAGAAAUUGUUCACCCAAAAGAGAGACUACAGAAAGUGUACAAUCUUAUGGAAACAGUAGAAAUCUAUCAAAUGGGGUUCCAAGUGAGCCACUCUUAAAGGAAGUACUGGACAUGAUUGUCUGUUCUAUUUAAAGACGGCCUUCAGAAGAUUUAUUGAUGGAGGAUUUGAAAUGCGAUUCUUUCGAUAGUUUUUAUAUAUAUAUAUAUAUGUGUAUAUAAAAAAACUGUAAAGGGGUUUCUAUAUAUAACAGACCUGAGAAGAGUAUUAGAGCAGAAAAAUGUGUCCUCAUAGAAUACAUGUUGAGGUCUUCUAUGGAAGCCACUCUAUCAAUGAAAGUUCUAGAUAAGAUUUAUAGACGAUCUUCCUACAGAAGAGUUUAAUACCUCUUCUGAUCUGAUCUGAAAAAGUAUUCUACCCACAGAGAAUUUAUAGUACUCCUUCUAUAAAUCUAUAAAGGGUCUGAUGCAUUUAGAAGACUUGGAAAGUGUCUUCAGUCAGACCCGCAAAUGGACAUAUUGGAGCUCGAAAAGGUCUUUGCUCCUCAGAAAUCUUCAAAAAAAAGGCUUCUCCAGAUACUUCAGAUCUGUAAAAGGUCCUCUAUCCACAAAAGUCUUAAGAAAGUAUUUUACUUUUAGAAGGUAGAUAAAAUAUCUUGUUAGAGCUCCGUUGCCCAUAAUAGACCUAAAAGGACUCAUCCAUCCAUGGAAGAACAGUAAGAAGUCUACCAAAGAAACAUGCGGAAGGGGUUUCUUUUACCAAAAUGUAUUUAAACGAUGCUCCAUUAAGGUCCUUUAAAAUGCCGUUGCGGAGAAUUGUGAAAGAUAUUCUGUCCCUAGAAGACCUGUAAACCAGACCAAUAAAAUACCUUCAUAAGUUCAUUUGUCCGUAAAAAGGCUUCUACCCUCUACGAAUAGUCGAUGUUUGCAAUCUCUUUUGCCAAUAUAGGGCCAAUGACAGUUCUACUGACUAUAGGGCUCACAUAGGAGGUCUUUAUUCGGAAAUUACUAAGAAAUGGCUGAAAGUCGGUUCAUCAAUUGAAGAGCUCUUAUCAAUGAAACUUACUUAGAAGGUCUUCUCUGAACCGAUGGUCUCUGUACGACAUUUUCCCCAUUGAUGGGCUUUAGAAAAUUUGAAAAACUCCGGAAAUGGUGUAAGAGGUUCUUUUACAAGGAGAUCCCGUGCCGUAUAGGUAUCAUCUUAGAUUUCCAUGUUCCUUGCUAAUAGGCUCUAAAUCCUUUACCUUAUACCCUCAAAAUUGGAUACAUGUCGGGCCCUCUUCGUCUUUGAAGAGCCAUCAAGCUGUAUAUUGUCAUUGUCGAUGUCAUAUACACUGUAAAAGAGAUAGUUUCACAAUUUGUGGAAACUUCUCGGAAAUAGAGGAAUCGAUUUUUUAGAAAAUAGAAUCUAUCCUGCACAGGAACAUUUGAUUCAUCUACGUCAGAGAUUCCAGGGUUUUCAGAGGACUUCGACUAUAUUAGGGACUAUCAAUGGGUAGAGGUUUCAUAAGUUUUUCUCGGUAGGAAUCAACUUAGGCUGAUGUGAUUUUAGUUGUGAAUACCUAAACGGGUUCAAAUUGGAGAUCAGCUGAAGACUCGUUUGAUUCUUGAAGAUGGCUUUACCUACCCGGCUCGAACUGUUUUUUUUAUUUUGGCUCCGCGAAGAAUACAUUAAUGUCGUCCUUAGAAUAUCAUGCAUGAAUUUCGGCAAACCUCGUUCAUUCUGAUUUUAUUCGGUAGCCCUGUGGAAAAUUUGGGGCGGUAGCUUUAGAAACUCACACAUUCAUCUCCGUCGGGAUCUGUAGGAUUUUAGAGAAAUAGAAUUUCAUGAAGCGCUCCGCACUCCACCUUGGGCAACUAGACUCUUGCACGAUGCCUCAUUGAAAAAAACCCAAAAAGGGUUUGUGAUUUUAUCCUGUUACACUCCGUCGUGGCCAAAGGUGGGCCUCUUGUCUCUUGCUUUUAAGAGAACAUCGAUCAGAUUUUGGUUUUGGCCAGUUGGAGUACGAGUUGUAAAAGAAGUUUACUCUCCUCUUUUUAGUUUGGGGUGGGAGCUCCCGCGAGAACUGCUAUUUGAAAAAUUAAUGUGACAUUCAAAAUAUUCAAAAAAGAGUGAAAGUUUAAUCUAAGAGUGAAAUCGAGUGUACUUUACGCCUGCUCAUAAACGAGUAAGGUUUUUAAAGUUCUGCCAUUCAGUUGAAUGUUAUUUGGCUUAAGUAUCAGCUAAAAAUUCGCUACCAUUUUAGUCAAAUCAUUUCGUUUACCACUUUAUAUUUGAAUCAAUUUAUUUUAAUCCCUUUUCAGUUCCAAAACGAGAUAUACUUUAAUUAUCAAAAACAACGUAUUUUACGUCUUUCAAACCAAAUCUAUAAACCACAAAGUUUUUAAAUAUUCAAUAAAAUACAAAAGGAAAAAACUCAAUUGCAUACUACAAAAUAAUAACAACAACAACCAAAUACAAAAAUAAACUACUUCUACUGAACAGAAAAUGGAUAUAAUUACAAAAAAAUAAUAAAAACAGUAAAACACACACAAGCCUAACAUUGCUUGUGGCCCAUAGACAACUUACCAAUACAGACAUAGACUAUUUUCAAUAACCCAACAACCCCAGAGAAAUAUAAAUAGCUACAAACUUUGCCGAACAAAAA